This is a messenger RNA of Pararge aegeria (speckled wood butterfly), 3348 nucleotides long. RefSeq lists its product as uncharacterized. The record is from RefSeq and is a predicted model, not a curated record. The annotation marks the transcript as partial. NCBI's taxonomy places the organism in Eukaryota, Metazoa, Arthropoda, Insecta, Lepidoptera, Nymphalidae. The transcript is spliced from 3 exons.
AUUCCAGGGGUGCGGCUAUAUUUGGUCGCGCUGACGCUGCUGGCCACAGUGGCAUGUCACAAGCCUCACCGAAGACGCUCUUUAGCGGCCCAAACACAAAAUUUGCCAGUCUCGAAAGGCGGCUGGAGACCCGUGAUCGGAUCAGGCGGACUUCUAUACGGAUCUAUUAACACCGCACAGCUACAUUCUCCUUAUAAGAUACCAGCUUCUGGACUGGAAAUGUAUCAUUCCUCAGCGAGACCAUUUACUGCCAGGGAUGUAAACAAGCUGACAUCGAUAGCCCAAUCAUACCACCCAACUACACUUCGAACUGUACCAAUAACAUCGCAUAACUUACCCCCAAACCAACCUAUAAACUCGUACCUCAACCCCUUCGCCCUACCAAACAACCUGAACCAAUAUAAAUUCCUCCAAAACUAUCCGAUAGACAGCAACAUUUUCCGCAAUCAACACCACCAGUACUCCGUUCGUCCGGUCUUGAAGAACACGAAACAGAAGCAAUACCAUAACAAUAUAGGUCAGAUAUCCAAUGCUCAGUCGAUACAAUACGGGCAGUACAAUAUACCUUUAGACAUAUAUGGGAAAAUAGAUUACCCAAGACCGGAUGGUAAGCGGCCACAGUCGUCUGACACCGAGAUUUACAAAACUGAAGUUUUUAAGCUACCCGAUACCGACACGGCCUCUCAGUUCAUCGCACAGCCUGUGAAGACGGCUCACCAACAGCAUACGUUCACGUCUAAAUUACCGAUCAAUCAAUAUGGCCAUCCAUUCCAAGAUAAUGUUUACAACAUGCAACAGUUCCCGAGCAUUUUAGGUACUUUCGGAUCCUUUGGCCUACAAUCCGUAAAAGGAAGAGAUCAUUUGCAUCCAAACACAAAAACGACAUAUUUACCCCCACAACCGACCAAGCAGACAAUUUUCAACUCUUUUAACUAUUCACCAAGUUUCAAAACUACAUCUAGUUUAUUCCCUUCAACUACCCCUAAGAUGAAAACAACGAAAAAUCACUUAAUCUUCAGUUCAACGUUCAAUGAUCUCGGAAAUGUUCCCACGCAGCGAACAAAAGUAGUUUCUCAGUUAAAAAUUGACCCCAACGCUGGACUUAAAAACUAUUUUAAGCCUAGCCCCCAGGAUCCGUUCAUCAAGAACACCCAUAACUUUGACUUCAAUAAGAUUACUACUUACAAUCCUCCUAUUAUACAAACUACUACGCAAGGUACUUUCUACAACGAUUAUGGCUACCAGUCACAAAACUCCCAAAACUAUGAUGACCACGAAACUGUCAACAUCAAUCAACAAUACGUUAAAACGAAACAAAAGGUAUCUGAUAACGUCGGUCUCACACAACAAGUUUCCCAACAAUACGCUCACGCUCCUGGACUAUUUGAUCUACAGAGCUCUUUCAAUAGUCUGUCUCAUCGACCUUCGUACGCAGUAGUGGAAAAUAUAUCAGAAGACACAAAUACCCACACAUCACCAUCAUGGACAGUUACUCCACAAUCCUACACUCACAAUCAGAAAAACGAAGAAACUGUUACAAAACCUGACAAUACUAACAAUAAUUUCGAAAAACCAACAACUGCAACUCCCGAUUCGGCAGAUGAGUAUGCCAUUGUCACAGAAGGCGAGAAAGGUUAUCAAAAUGACUUCAAUUAUGAAAGUCACAUAGACACUCAAAGUCGACGACCUCUAGGUGAUGACUUCGAACCCAUCGGAAAGACCAAAUUGAAGGAAUACUAUUACAAAGUUUCCACUCCAGUAUACCACGAUCACAAACCCUACAGAAGAACGAAGAAGCCGAAUGAUAUACCUAAACAGGAAAUUACAACACAAAGUGCAAAUAGAGAUAACACUGAAGUUGCGAUUGAAACAUUACCUACUCUCCCUCCCAAUCUUCAUUUUAAACGCCCAAGUACUUCUGAAACUGUAGUAGAUAAGGAUAAAAUCAGAAAACGGAAUAAGAUCAGGAGACGUCGUCCAAUAAAUCGUAACAGAGAAGAAACAACAACUCGCAGAGAUUUAUCUACAGACGCUUCAACUACUACUUCGGAUGAAAUUCCUACCAUACGACCACGGGUAAGACCUAUCAAGGCAAGAACUGAAUCGAUUGUGACUACUCCAACUGUAACUACAGACUUAACUACAAGCGCAUUACCAACUACAUCUCCCACAAAACCUACUACUAUACUCAAGAAAAAGCUUCUCGGUCACCGACGGCCUUUAACAACUCCUUCAGACAAAAUUGAUACAACGACCCAGUCCAUAAACGAACAAGAUUACAAUAAAGAUUCUCCUAUAAUGAAAAUAUCUUCUCGCCCACAAUCAUCUAAAGUGUCUAUUAAUCUUAAUGAAUAUAAAACCAGCGAAAUUCCAGAUUAUAGUCAUAAACAGGACGAAAAGGAUACACCAACGAGUGACGUUUCCGUAAGUCUAACCGAUACCCUUCAAGAUUUUUCAUUCCACCGUGAUGCAAAACCUGUACUGACAAAGAAGUCUACCACAGAAUCAGUAAAAGAAACUGAGCCAACAACUAUCGCAUCACGCACAGAAUCAGAUUCACGUACGACAGGAAAAAUACAAAGGCCAAGACUAAAAAGCAAAUUGGAUAGACCAAAAUUCAGCGUCAAAGAUUAUAGAAAUCGAUUAAAUUCAACAACAAGUACAACGGAAAAAGUGGAAGAAAACACACACAAACCAAGAUUUCCGCAACGAAAGAAUCCAUACAGCGAGGUUAUUUUUAGCGACGUCGAAACAACGACAGAAAGAAAGAAGUUUACGCCUAAAGAACCCAGACACAAAUUGAACAAGACUGAAAAUAACGAGCAGGAAAUUCAUUCAAGACAUAAUGGCCGGCCGAAACAGAACACAGACAGUGAGGUUAUAACACAAAAGAUUUCAUCUCGAAUUCGCAAUGGUCAGAGAAGGCCAAAACCAACUGAAGACGCCACAGAAACAACUAGUCCGACAACUGCACAUAAAAGACCUUUAAGAAAGAAGAUUCCAGACUCAGAAAUUGGGCAAUCGGUACAAGAUAUAACAGUGACGGAAACCACACCAAGUAAUGAUCAUAAAAAUGAUAUCACUUCUGAAAGAACGCGAUCUGAAAGUGCAAUCAUGAAAAUAGCGGACAAAAAGCAUCACGACCAUAUAGAACGACUCUUUGAGCAUUCAAAACGAGUGUCAGAUUUAACUCUAGCGGCCAGCAAAGACUACAGCACCCCCGGUAUGUUUAAAACUCUCUCUUCGAAUAGCAGACGGAUACCAAGUUACUUCACAAUAGCUACAGACGACCCUAUACUUCCAAUAGAAGCUUUUUUCCCCCAGCUUAACCAAAAGAAGGAAUCGUAA